Messenger RNA from Adelges cooleyi (spruce gall adelgid), 630 nucleotides. Its product is annotated as cytochrome P450 4C1-like. The record is from RefSeq and is a predicted model, not a curated record. NCBI's taxonomy places the organism in Eukaryota, Metazoa, Arthropoda, Insecta, Hemiptera, Adelgidae. The transcript is spliced from 4 exons. The coding region runs from base 1 to 630 and encodes 209 amino acids. Gene Ontology annotation, molecular function: heme binding; monooxygenase activity; oxidoreductase activity, acting on paired donors, with incorporation or reduction of molecular oxygen.
AUGAUCGGAAGAACCGCUUUGGAUGUAAAGUUGAAUGCACAGAAAAACGACAAUCAUGAGUUUUUGGAGAAUUUACAAGUCAUCCUAAAGGUUUUUGAAUAUCGAAUAACACACCCAUGGUUUCUGAACAGGAGUCUGUUUCAGUUUUCGACGUAUAAACGUAAACAUGACAUUAGCCAAAAUACAAUUUACAAUUUCAUCGAUGAUUUAGUUCAGAGAAUAAAUACUGAAUUGAAAAAUAAUAAAAACAGUCAAGGAGAACAUAACGAAGAGUGUAUGGGCUUUAAAUCUAAAUCUUUUAUUGAAAUACUGCUCGAGAAUGAACAUCAGAUGACAUUUAACCAAAUACGAGAUGAAAUAAUAACUAUUAUAAGUGCGGCUCAAGACACAACAGCUUUUACAAAUGCAUGUGCAAUAUUUAUGUUGGCUCACCAUCAGGAUAUACAAAAUAAAGUGUUGGAAGAAUUACUGGCAAUAUUUUCUUCUGGCGACCCAGAUCGACAACCUACCUAUGAGGAUUUACAAAAGAUGGAUUACUUGGAACGUGUAAUCAAAGAAGCUCUGAGACUAUAUACCGUUACUCCCUUGUUGGGCAGAAAAGUCGAAAAGGAAACAAUGAUUGGAGGCUAA